Molecule: messenger RNA, 1151 nt
Organism: Apis dorsata (giant honeybee)
Lineage: Eukaryota; Metazoa; Arthropoda; Insecta; Hymenoptera; Apidae
Gene: Pbgs
Product: delta-aminolevulinic acid dehydratase
Exons: 5
Coding region: 55-1095 (346 amino acids)
Biological process (GO): heme biosynthetic process
Cellular component (GO): cytosol
Molecular function (GO): porphobilinogen synthase activity; zinc ion binding
Source: RefSeq, a predicted model, not a curated record
UAGAUUAUGAAAAAGAUAUAGGUUAGGUUAUACGUGUAUAAAAUACAAUUUAAAAUGAAUGAAGAAUCAUAUUUCAAGAAUAAAAUGGCAGAAGUAGAGGCAAAACAUACUCUUCACAGUGGUAUUUUUCAUCCUGUUUUACGACAAUGGCAAUCGCCAAAUAUAGAAAUUACGGUUAAUACUCUCAUGUAUCCUAUCUUCAUCUCUGAUGAACAAGAUGCUAAGGAACCAAUUCCUAGUAUGCCAGGUGUUUAUCGAUAUGGCAUUAAUCAUUUACGAAAAAUGUUACAACCAUUGGUUUUAAAAGGAUUACAAUCAAUAUUAUUAUUUGGAGUAUCAAAACAUCUAAAAAAAGAUCAUAUUGGAAGUAAUGCAGAUAGUAUAAAGAAUCCCAUUAUUAAAGCUGUACCAUUAAUAAGGGAAUGGUUUCCAAAUUUAUUAAUAGCAUGUGAUGUAUGUUUAUGUCCUUAUACUAUUCAUGGUCAUUGUGGAAUUUUAAAUGAAGAUGAAAGUAUAAAUAAUAAAGCUAGUAUUGAACGAAUUUCUGAAAUUGCUCUUGCAUAUGCAAAAGCUGGAGCUCAAAUUGUUGCACCAUCAGAUAUGAUGGAUGGAAGAAUAGGUGCAAUAAAAAAAAAAUUAGCAACAGCAGGAUUAAUGAAUAAAGUUGCAGUUUUAUCUUAUGCAGUGAAAUUUGCAUCAGGAUUUUAUGGACCUUUUAGAGAUGCUUCACAAUCUGCACCUAAAUUUGGAGAUAGAAAAUGUUACCAAUUACCUCCAGGAAGUAAUGGAUUAGCUGCUAGAGCAGCUGCUAGAGAUGUUGCUGAAGGAGCUGAUAUGCUUAUAGUAAAACCAGGAUUACCUUAUUUGGAUGUUGUUAGACAUACAAAAGAUGCACAUCCAGAAUAUCCGAUGUUUGUAUAUCAAGUUUCAGGAGAAUAUGCUAUGCUUUAUCAUGGUGCUCAAAAUGGUGCAAUAAAUUUAGAAAAUGUUUUAAAAGAAGUUCUUUUAUCAAUGAGAAGAGCAGGUGCUGAUUGUAUUAUAACAUAUUUUACACCAUUAAUAUUAGAUAUGUUGCAACCAAAAAGCAAAUAUUAGCAUCAUUAAUGUGAUUAAUAUUUGGUGUAGGAAAUAAAAUAUAUUUAUAAAUUUUA